AUGUCGGGCGAUGGUGAAGGCGGUUGUUGUGGGGGCAGAUGCUGCCGCUUCAUAAUCACCUCCGGCGUUUGUGCUCUAUUCUUGUGGCUAGCUCUACGUACCUCCAAACCCACUUGUUCCAUACAAGAUUUUUACGUGCCUAUCCUUAAUAAAUCCGAUCAUUCGAUCGGUACUAGGAGCAACAACAGCAUAUUCUUUGACCUCAAGCUCGAUAAUGGAAUGAAAGAGAAGGGUGUGUACUACGAUAACAUAAGUUUAACCUUUUUUUACGGUCCAAAUACUAGCUUUCCUGUAGCCAACUACACGGUGCCAGGAUUUUACCAAGGUCACGGCAAGCAAGCUCGAAGGAAAUCGGUGGUGGAGGCUCAUGGACCGCCAUGGGACGCAGCUUUUAAAAAUGUUUCAAAUGGGACCGUGUCAAUUUUCAGAGUGGGUUUAUCAACCAAGUUGAGGUUCAAGAUCAUUUUUUGGCAUACCAAGAGACAUAAUUUGGUGGUUGGGGCCAAUGUUGAGGUGAACGAUUCCGGUAAGAAAGUUAGCAAGAAAGGCAUUAAACUGAAAUCCGGCUCGCCGGAGCAUGGGUGCCACCUUGAACUAUUGUUGUUUUAUAUUGUGUUGGUUGUUAUAUUAGCAGAUGACCUCAAGAAAAGUAAGAUGAAGACUGACCAAAAGGCCUUAAUGUUAGCCAGUGAUCAAAAGCUCUACUGGGCCGACCUUUCACCGCGAGCAACCUUUAUGGUUAAAUGGUAUUGCCCAGACCUACCUCCAAUGAGGAGAGCCACCCUUGGCCAGGCUGUAUUUAAGUUCAGGGCGGUUCCUGAGCCAGCAGCCAGCCUAAUGGGUUCAAGCUAG
Molecule: messenger RNA, 852 nt
Organism: Fraxinus pennsylvanica
Lineage: Eukaryota; Viridiplantae; Streptophyta; Magnoliopsida; Lamiales; Oleaceae
Source: the annotation of a GenBank genome assembly